This is a messenger RNA of Protobothrops mucrosquamatus (brown spotted pit viper), 1338 nucleotides long. It is a transcript of the gene CCNB3, whose product is annotated as cyclin B3. The coding region runs from base 11 to 1258 and encodes 415 amino acids. The record is from RefSeq and is a predicted model, not a curated record. NCBI's taxonomy places the organism in Eukaryota, Metazoa, Chordata, Lepidosauria, Squamata, Viperidae. Gene Ontology annotation, cellular component: cytoplasm; centrosome; nucleus. The transcript is spliced from 11 exons. Gene Ontology annotation, molecular function: cyclin-dependent protein serine/threonine kinase regulator activity. Gene Ontology annotation, biological process: regulation of cyclin-dependent protein serine/threonine kinase activity; mitotic cell cycle phase transition.
AGCUGAAACGAUGCCCCCUGCGCGCAGCUCCAAGGGCUUGGGUAGCAAGCAGGCCCGUCUCGGCCGAGGACCAGGGGUGGAAAAUGUGCAAGCGGACAAGGAGGAGAUUUCUCAGGCAAAACGAUCCCCCUCGUCACCCCAGGGGGCACCCAAGAAGCGAUCAGCCUUUGGCGAUAUCACCAACGCUCACAAGGCCCAGGGCUUUGCGGGGAGGAAGGAGCCCGAGAAGAUGAUUCCCAAAAAGGCCUCCAAGGGAUCCGCUGCGCUGAAUGUGGCCAAGAAGAAUGAGAUCAACCUGAAGAAGUCCCUGGACAAAGCACCCUCUGAGGAAAGUCCGGCUAAGCUGAGCCAUGUGGUCAAUGGUGGCCUCGGAGAGAAGCAGGUUGACCCACUGGUAGUGGUGGUGGCACCAGCAGGCCUGGUGGCUCCAGUUGAGGAUAUUGACAAGGGGCAGCUGGACGACCCCUAUGCCAAUGCCGAGUAUGCCAAGGACAUCUUCGAGUACAUGCAGGAGCGAGAGAAGAGCUUCCUGCUCCCGGAUUACAUGAAGAGCCAGCCUGACAUCACCAUGGACAUGCGGGCCAUCCUGGUGGACUGGAUGGUGGAGGUGCAGGAGAACUUUGAGCUCACCCACGAGACCCUCUAUUUGGCGGUCAAGCUGAUGGACCACUACCUGGUUAAGGUGGGGGCCAUGAGGGACAAGCUGCAGUUGAUUGGCUCCACCGCCAUCCUCAUUGCCUCCAAGUUUGAGGAGCGCUGCCCCCCCUGCGUGGAUGACUUCCUGUACAUCUGCGAUGAUGCCUACCAGCGGGAGGAGCUGCUGGCCAUGGAGAUGAGCAUUCUGCAGACCCUCCACUUUGACGUCAACAUCCCCAUUGCCUAUCGCUUCCUGCGGCGUUUUGCCAAGUGUGCCCGGGCUACAAUGGAGACCCUGACCUUGGCCCGUUUCCUCUGUGAGCUGACCCUGCAGGACUACACCUUUGUGCAGGAGGGGGCUUCCCGCCUGGCUGCCAGCUGCCUCCUGCUGGCUCUCAAGAUGAAGAACCUCAGUGGAUGGAGCCCAACGUUGGAGUAUUACAGUGGCUACCAAGUGCCGGACCUUCUCCCUCUGGUCAGGAGGCUCAACUACCUGCUGAUUUGCGGCCAGGAUGACCGGCUCAGGGCCGUGCGCAACAAAUACUCCCAUCGGGUCUUCUUCGAGGUGGCCAAGACGGAGCCAGUGAGCAUGCAGGCGCUGGAGGGCGCUUUGUGGAGCUAGCCCCGGGGCCAGGAUUUGCCCUGCCUGGACGCUGCAGCCAACCUACCCUGUAAAUAGAUGUUCAGCCUUUGAAGCCUGUA